Messenger RNA from Meyerozyma guilliermondii ATCC 6260, 285 nucleotides. RefSeq names its product Sft1p (gene SFT1). Bases 1 to 285 code for a protein of 94 amino acids. Lineage: Eukaryota; Fungi; Ascomycota; Pichiomycetes; Serinales; Debaryomycetaceae. The record is from RefSeq and is a predicted model, not a curated record. The transcript has a single exon.
AUGUACUCGGCUAGAGAGCAACAAAAUAACCAACGAUUUGAUGAACUUGCACAAACAUUACAUCAAUUUCGUAAUACGGUAGAUAAUGAUAUACAUGGUUCUAUUCAACAGGAAAACCUGAUGAUUGAUAUGCUUGGAGACAACUUCAGUCAAUUAAUGACACUGGUAAAAAGGACCAGUGGAGACUUAAGAAACGUUAUGACAAGAAACGCCAGUCUCACAAGAGUGGUUAUUACAAUCCUCAUUGCAUUCGUCGUCAUUUGGACCUUAUACAAGUUAUUAUGA